AUUUUUGCUAAAAACCAAACAAAUAUUUAUUUUGGAUCACUUAAUUAGGACACGUGAUAUGAUAAAUAAAAUUGGUAAGCCAUCUGAAGACCAGUACGGUUACAGUUCUCCAGAUCUUCCAACCCAGUCGCUUCCCCAAGAUGAACUUCUCUCUACAGCGAAGGGCAUAUAUGACAUACUGACGCUUCACGUAAACGCAAUGAGAAAUACACAAAGUCCAACACCACAAAGAGGAGAAAUGGCAUUUAAGGAAAGACUAGCUAAACGUUGCGAUACGGAAAUGGAGUCAUUUGACAGCAAUAUUUUGGACUCCUUUCGAAAAUUAUAUCAGAUCAUUCCGGCAUGUUUGUUAAUGGAAGUUGUACUAGCUAUACAAUACAUAAGAGCGUUCAGUGCACUUUCAACAAUAUUAACUAAACUUCGAACAAAACUUUCAAAGAAAUCGCUGUCAAAUUUAUUAAUUACAAAAUUAAACUUUGAGUUCCUAAAUUUUUCCACACUAGAUGUUUAAGAAAGCAACUAAGCGAAACUAUUUGUUUUAAUCAGCUUUUAUUUACAUAGAUAUGUUUAUUCGUAUACAAAUUUAUGUGCAGAAUUGAAUAAAUAUACAUACUCAUGUACA
Molecule: messenger RNA, 622 nt
Organism: Rhagoletis zephyria (snowberry fruit fly)
Lineage: Eukaryota; Metazoa; Arthropoda; Insecta; Diptera; Tephritidae
Source: RefSeq, a predicted model, not a curated record